Molecule: messenger RNA, 4001 nt
Organism: Notolabrus celidotus (New Zealand spotty)
Lineage: Eukaryota; Metazoa; Chordata; Actinopteri; Labriformes; Labridae
Gene: lonrf1
Product: LON peptidase N-terminal domain and ring finger 1, like
Exons: 12
Coding region: 175-2409 (744 amino acids)
Molecular function (GO): protein binding
Source: RefSeq, a predicted model, not a curated record
AGGACUUUGUUGUUCACGUGAUCGUGUUUUUUAUGUAACAAUUGGGUGUCUGUAAGACUAAGUCGGUUCACUAUACUGUCAAUGACCGAGGCAGCUAUAGAAAUGCAUAGACACGUAAACAGAAGAAAGCCUAAAUCCACAUAACUAAUUAGUGUAGUCUUUUGGGACGCCACAAUGUCGCUAAAACCGCAAGUAGUGGAGGCACCGGAGGAGAGGAGCGCCUUCUUCAUCGGCGCUGACCCGGACAACGUCUCGUCAGAGGAGGACCAUUAUCAACUUAUCCUGCAGAAGGCUAACGCACUAGCAUCGGAAAACUGCCUCAAAGAGGCCAUUGACUGGUUUACAGUGGCUAUGCAAUAUGGCCCAGUCCGACCAGAACAACUGAGCACUUUCGUUGACUGUGUUCUCCGCAACUUUCAGAGAAAAUCGUCCGGGUCCAACUCACUGUCUGGUCGGAGUCAGGACCUAGGGGACAGUUCUAGAGACGAGACAUUUGACUGUCCAAACUGUCAUAGCUUUCUAGGUGAACCUGUGACAAUAGCAUGUGGACAUUCGUACUGUAAAAGGUGUUUGCAACGACGACUGCUCUCAAAAUGUAAGCUGUGCAAGGAGACCGUGCGGGGAGAGGAGAAGGCGAAUGUGGUUCUGUGCGGACUUUUAGAGAAAUGGUUUCCUGACGAGCUGGGCAGGUCGAAAACGAUAUGUGAAGUGGAUAUGCUGUGCAGAAAAAAGCGAUACCAAGAAGCCGUGUCUCUAGCCACGGGUAUCAUUCAGCAUGAUUCAGAGAUGACAGCAAUAGCCCAAUUGUCUCGAGCUGAGGCAUACACGGCUCUCAAGCAAUACCGCUUGGCUUUGGAGGACACAGAAUUUUGUCCCGAGUCCAGUUGUUAUGCUGAAGCCGUGUUCAGGAAAGCUAUGGUGCUGCAUGAAAUGGGCCAAGUGGAUGAGUCCCUACAAGCCUUCCUCCAGUGCCUGGCUGUGGACGAGGACUUCCCGAGUGCAAAAAGACAAGUGGAAAAGAUCCUGUGUGACCUGCUCGCCCCUGAUGAUGAGAACGUUAAAGUUGGCCUGAGGGAAACGACACAAAACACAUCGCCUCGUUUGCGCUGCAAAACCCUUGUGGCAGACGCCCAAAAUCAAACACCAAGCCCAGUCCAAAGACAACCCCAACACCAGGCUCGAGCCUCCUCCGCACACCAUCAUCCGAAUAACCAGGAGAAACGCUGGGAAAGUCUGGAGCGGCCCAGUCUUGGCAGAGCUCAUUCGCUAAGAGUACACGGCUCUGGUUGUGGUGAAGAGGGCCUGAAGAGAGUCUGUUCUGCUCCUCAACUGGGAGACCAGGAUAAGGGGAGCCUGCUGAAGAGGAAGCUGUCAGUGUCAGACACAGAACCCUGUUUGGUGGACAGUGGAAGUAGCAAACAUAAAAAACAAGGUGUGGUGAAAGGCUCCAAACAGCAAGCUGCCAAAGCUAAAAUCUUUAGAAGGGUUCCUCCAGGCCUGCUGGAUUCUAAUGACUUAGAGUGCUCUCUCUGCAUGAGGUUGUUUUAUGAGCCUGUAACAACACCAUGUGGCCAUACGUUCUGUAAAAACUGUCUGGAGCGCUGUUUGGACCACACACCCCAGUGUCCCCUCUGCAAAGAGAGCUUAAAAGAGUAUCUAGCAUGCAGGAAGUACAAUGUGACAACCGUCUUGGACACACUGAUCAAACAGUAUUUGAGUCAGGAGUACUCAGAGAGGACUAAAACUCAUCUAGAGGAGGCAAGAGAGCUCUCAGAUCUCACGAAAAAUGUGCCUAUCUUUGUGUGUACCAUGGCUUACCCCACCGUGCCUUGCCCUUUGCAUGUCUUUGAGCCACGUUACCGCCUCAUGAUUCGCCGCUGCAUGGAAACUGGCACGCGGCAGUUUGGAAUGUGCAUAAACGAUCCCCAGAAAGGGUUUGUAGAUUAUGGCUGCAUGCUGACCAUCAGGAGUGUUCAUUUUCUCCCUGAUGGACGGUCAGUGGUGGACACCAUCGGAGGAAAACGCUUUCGAGUCCUGUCCAGAGGAAUGAAGGAUGGUUACAGUACGGCUGAUAUUGAGCACUUAGAGGAUACAAGGGUGGCGGACAGUGAUGAGCUGGAGAGUCUCCAAGAGCUGCAUGAUGAAGUGUAUGAGCAGGCCCGCGUCUGGUUCCAAAACCUCAAGAUCCGCUUCCACAACCAGAUCCUGCAGCACUUUGGACCAAUGCCUGAACGAGAAGCUGACAUCCAGGCGACUCCUAAUGGUCCAGCCUGCUGCUGGUGGCUCUUGGCUGUUCUGCCGAUUGACCCGCGGUACCAGCUCUCUGUCCUCUCCAUGAGUAGCCUCAAAGAACGCUUGGUGAAGAUCCAGCACAUCCUAACAUAUCUGCAGAGCAUCCCCAGCAACUAGAGCUUCCUCCUUUCAUCACCAACAACAUCCUUUGGACUUUGACAUAACAUUGAACUCACACUCAGUCAGCAUCUCAACAACCUGUUUUGUUUUGUAUAUCAUCUAAUCCUUUGACUUCUGUUUUGUUUUACUACAAGAGUCCUCAUUUAACGGGUUAUUUGUGUUAUGCUCACACCAAAUCAGAGCAAAGCUGAUACAUCCUUGAACUGUGGAUCAGCCAAACCAGAGAUGUGGCCAAACCACCUCAGGGAUACUUCCACUGACACACAUUGUGUAAGACUGUCAACGUUUAUUUAAAAACAAUAAGAAAGUCUGACAGCACUUAUUUACAUCUGCUCAUGUUCAUAAUGCAGUACGUUUUCAUAAUGACAUAAUGUUCCCUGAAUGACCCUGUUGAAAUGAGAGGAUCUUUUGAAGAGGACAGAGUGGGGAAUAUGUAACAAUCACCUUUGAGUGUACCUUAUUUAUAGUACUUUUGGAGCCGAGCAGGAGAGAGUAUCGACUCCUUCCUGCCUGUAAGAUGAAGAGGAGGGGCUGAGGCAAUUCUUUGGAACUAAAUCCUAAAUGCUGAAAGUCCCAAGAGUGAUAGCCAGACAUAAUUUAAAGAAACUGCUAAGAUAAACAAAACAAGUGCAACUGAAGUGUAUUGUGUGUGUUUCAAACACAAAUCAAAGUAUUAGUAGAUUCUCUUCCAACCGGUUUAGUUUUUUCAUGACUUUUCCUACAUACUAACCACACACAACUUCCAUCGCUGCCUCUGAGUAGUGGUAAAGAACCUUCCUUCUGAAAGAAUGAGACCAUUGUUGCUUCUUUCCAUCAUUUUUGCCUCUCUUGUCUUUGAAUCCCUCCUAGCAUCAGAUGAAAGGAGAGCUCAGGUUCUCCACAGUCUGAUUCUAUGCUUUACAGGCACUUUUCUUCCUCUCACCAUUAACCUUCGGAUUCACAUGCUUCCAGACUUUUUUUAUUUGUUAUGGCCCUGUGGCGAUCCUGCCAGAGUGUGAAGAAUUUACUAAGAGGUGUUAAAAAAAAUGGAGUGGUUCUGUUGUAUUGUGUGUCUCUCCUCUGAACCGAAAGAUUCAGCUCCCCAUUCAAUUAACUUAAAUUAAAUUAAGUUGUUAGUAAAAUUAUAUUCGUACAUUUUAGAAAAUGUGUUUAUAUAAUAAUUCUAAGGGGGUCUUGCAAUAUUGUGACAAAUCAAAACAAGACAAACAGCAUAUUGAGCCAAUGGGUUAGUGUUAUUCUUCAGUGGAAGCUGCUGUCUGCUUGGAGGAGAGAGGACGGUACCUGCAGUGCUUAAGUGGAGACUGCAUCUGCCUUAUACCAUUUUGCAUUGAGAUUCUAAGACCACAAUGCGUUGGCUUGGCUACCAUUCCUUUUUUGCCAUAGUAUGAAGUAUGUUUCAAUGUAUUUUUUCUCUUAGUUUGAAGCACCAUUUGUUCACAAUGUGUAUAGUACAUUCUUUGAAAAAAAGGAAAAUGGAGUUAAGAUUGUUUUAUGUAAAUCAUCUGUAAAAAGGCUUUUUGGACAGAUCUUGCUUUUUUGCUCAAAUGUUUUAAGUUAUCAAUUUGAAUAAUAAAUGCACUUCUUUUUCA